GAGAAGAAGGAGAAGAAGGAGAAGAAGGAGAAGAGACAGCCAGCCCCCAAGGAAGAGUUCAAGAUUGUUCCCUCCAUGCUCGACCUUCGCGUAGGCCACAUCACUAACGCUCAGAAGCACCCCGAUGCCGAUGCCCUUUACGUCGAGAUCAUCGAGCUUGGUGAGCCCGAGCCCCGCACUGUUGUUUCCGGCCUUGUGCGCUUCAUCCCCAUUGAGCAAAUGCAGGACCGCGAUGUUGUACUUGUCUGCAACCUUAAGCCCGUUGCUAUGCGCGGCGUAAAGUCCUUCGCUAUGGUCCUUUGCGCCACUAGCCCUGAUGGAAACACUGUUGAGUUUGUCGAGCCGCCUAAGGGCAGCAAGCCUGGAGACCGCGUGUACUUUGAGGGAUUCGAGGGUGCUGAGCCUGAGGAGGUGCUUAAGCCUAAGCUCAAGAUCUUCGAGACAAUCCAGCCCGGCAUGUUCACUAACGAUGACCGCGAGGCUGGCUGGUACGAUGAUGAGAAGAAGUUCCACAAGCUGCUUGUUGGCGGUAAGGUCUGCACAACUGCCACUAUUGCCAAGGGCUCGCUCAAGUAAAAAAACAGAGAGAUUAGCAAUGUUUUUUCAAUACGGUAUCGAUUUUAAUAUUUGUCAAU
Molecule: messenger RNA, 635 nt
Organism: Kickxella alabastrina
Lineage: Eukaryota; Fungi; Kickxellomycota; Kickxellomycetes; Kickxellales; Kickxellaceae
Exons: 1
Coding region: 76-576 (166 amino acids)
Cellular component (GO): methionyl glutamyl tRNA synthetase complex
Molecular function (GO): tRNA binding
Source: RefSeq, a predicted model, not a curated record